Adineta ricciae is the source of this 1848-nucleotide messenger RNA. The record is from the annotation of a GenBank genome assembly. NCBI's taxonomy places the organism in Eukaryota, Metazoa, Rotifera, Eurotatoria, Adinetida, Adinetidae.
AUGUCUACCCGUUUCGAAGAUCUUCCGAAUGAAUUAAUCUUGAAAAUAUAUUCUUAUACUAGAAUUGACGAUUUAGCUUUGGCCUUUUGGAACUUGAAUCAACGUUUGAAUGAUUUAAUUCGCUCAUUGAAACACUUGUCAUUAAUUCUAGCCACAAAAACAGAAACAUUUGCUAGUCAACUGUUUUCCCAACAAAUUGGUCGAGUUGUUAUUCUAACACUGAAAGAUAUACAACUGAAUUCAUUUAUCAAUCUAAGUUCUCUGAUAUUAAACAUUGCUACUGAACAUCAUCUGAAGCAAAUUCAACCGGAUGUCGUACCGAAUCUUGUUUAUCUUUCGAUACCAAUUGCAUUCGAAUCACACGUGACCAGACACUUAGCAUCUCAACUCUUUUCGAAUCGAUUCCCAGCUCUUCGUUAUGCUGAUGUGAAUAUUGUCGACAUACCGCCGAUACUCUCAUGGUCACAAUCUCCAUCAUUGCAAUCUCUUCAUCUUUCAUCGCCAAGCAUAAAUAUUAUUCCUUUAAUACUUCAAUCAUGUCCUCAGCUGAUUCAUCUACAAAUUCGCAUGACUAAUCAACAGGAUUUCGACUCAUCGUUGACCGAGCUUCCUAGAACAAAUCAUCCGUUGAAGAAUUUUAUUUUUACACAAUACCCAACUUCGAAGUCUAUUUUUCAUAUUGCAUCACUUUUUCCUGUCAUACCCAACGUCAGACGACUCGAUUUUCAUCUGUGUACAAGUUCAUUUACGAAUUUAAUACAAUCGAUAUCGGAAUCAUUUCUACAAUUGAAUUGUUUUGAUUGCCAAAUCAUCGAGUAUCCGAAUCAAAUGCACAUAUCAAGAAAAGUCGUUUUGUCUUUACACGACAAAACAUCAUUGAAUAUGACAAAUCGAUUAGAAAAUUUACCAAAUGAAAUAUUAAUCGAAAUCUUUCAUUAUUUUGACGCACGAAGAUUAUAUCGAAGUUUCUAUAAUCUCAAUCAUCGUUUCAAUACUCUUCUUCAAUCCCUCACCCAUCUAUGCUUAAUUAUUUGGUCGCUUAAAGAUGAUCUCUACGAUGAUUUAUUUGCUUCACGUGUCCGAACACUGGUCGUGCAUUUCGAUGUUAUUUAUACACUUUCUCGAUACAUCAAUGUUCGCCAUUUGGUACUUUUUCAUUCGAAACACGAACAAAUCUGUCAAAUUAUGAACGAAGGAUUUCAUUUAGAAACGAUUUCGUUAAUCUCACCACGAUGUUUCUAUUCCACACUUGGCGUUUACGAGAUGAUCUUCUCAAACCAAUUUCCUCGAUUAAAAUUCUGCCAUCUAACUAAUGUUUAUUCUCCAUCUAUCGAAUUACGACAAUUAUCGUGGAGUCAAUCGCCAUUACUACGUUCUCUGCGUAUUUCAUCUCAUGAUUCACUUAUUCACGUGGCGAUCCUGAACGCUUGUCCAAAUCUGUCAUCUCUUAGUCUUUCGUUAUUUCAUCUAGAUCAAACGCCAUUGAAUGUGCAAUCCCAUCGGAAUUUGAAGAAGUUAAAAUUCAUCAUAAAUAAUCUUCGGUGGCCAUCAGAUGAGACAAUAUUCGAAACAUUUUUCUGCACGAUGCCUUGUUUAGAACGGUUGGUCAUUCAACGUUCAGCAGCAUUACCAGAUAUUCUCAAUGAACUUCAGCAAUUCGAUUGGCUUGCCAAGAUCAUUCUUCGUCGUUUACCACAAUUGAAGCAAUUUAUCUUCUAUUUACAAUUAGUAAAUACCAGUGUAAUGAAUCCAUUGGAUUUUAAUCAAUAUAUUUGUCAGAUCAAAAAGAAUUUUGUGGAUAAAUUUCACAAUUAUACAAAUUAUCGUCUUCUUAUCAAUCAGGCUUAA